UCCAUGGCAUUCAGGACAUCCCUUUUUGUUGCCGUUUCGGUUUGGUGUUUGGUCGUGGAGAGUGGCGCCGCCAUUCACUUCUCGGAUCUGAAGGAGAGUCUUGUCGUCACAGCUUCACCUAAAUCGGGACAAGUUCUAAAAGCCGGAGAGGACAAAAUAACGGUGACUUGGUCACUCAACACUACAUUUCCAAAUGGAGCCGACUCGGACUACAAGACAGUGAAGGUGAAGCUCUGCUACGCCCCGAUCAGCCAGGAGGAACGUGGCUGGAGGAAAACACAAAACGAAUUAAAAAAGGACAAGACAUGCCAACACCUGAUUGCUUCACGACCAUAUGCUCCUUCGAACAACAAUGUUACCUGGAUAGUGAAGAGGGAUUGCCCGGGAGCUACAUAUUUCGUCCGGGCUUAUGUUCUUAACUCAGCCGAGCAUGAGGUAGCCUUUGGACAAACCACGGAUUCCAAGAAGACCACAAACUUGUUCGAAAUCCAGGCAAUCACGGGCCGCCAUCUGUCACUUGACAUUGCGUCCAUCUGCUUCUCGGCAUUCUCCGUGGUGUCGCUGUUCUUCUUCUUCUUCUUGGAGAAAAUCCGGAACAAGACUAAGUGAUUUCAUCAGCUGAACAAAUCAUUCUUGUCCCUUUUUCAUACGUUAUGAUGCAUACGUCUAAAUGUGCAAGUUAAGUCUCCAUGGGAAUGCUGUGUAAGGUUGGUUGGUGUGUCUACGCUUUCGGUAACAUGUUAAACAAACUGGUUUUUAAUUUUUCAA
This is a messenger RNA of Andrographis paniculata, 768 nucleotides long. Its product is annotated as high-affinity nitrate transporter 3.2-like. NCBI's taxonomy places the organism in Eukaryota, Viridiplantae, Streptophyta, Magnoliopsida, Lamiales, Acanthaceae. Gene Ontology annotation, cellular component: plasma membrane. Gene Ontology annotation, molecular function: nitrate transmembrane transporter activity. The transcript is spliced from 2 exons. Bases 4 to 609 code for a protein of 201 amino acids. The record is from RefSeq and is a predicted model, not a curated record. Gene Ontology annotation, biological process: nitrate transmembrane transport; response to nitrate.